CCUCAUCCCACCACCUCUUAUUCACGCCGUUCACGCUUCAAUGGCUGCCCGCACGCUCCGAAUAGGCUUAAUCGCUGGCGACGGCAUCGGCCGCGAAGUCAUCCCCGCGGGCCGCCGCAUUCUCCAGGCCCUCCCUCAAUCCGCCGGCCUCAAAUUCACAUUCGUAGACCUAGACGCCGGAUUCGAGACCUUCAAGAAGACGGGCGCGGCAUUGCCCGAGAAGACAGUCGAGACGCUCAAGAAAGAGUGUGAUGGCGCGCUCUUCGGAGCCGUAAGCUCCCCCACCGUCAAAACAGAAGGCUACUCCUCCCCCAUUGUCGCCCUGCGCAAGCGCCUCUCCCUCUACGCCAACGUGCGCCCCGUCAAAUCCACCCGCGGCGCCGGGCGCCCCGUCGACCUGGUCAUCGUGCGCGAAAACACCGAGGACCUCUACGUCAAAGAAGAGAAGACCUACUCCACCCCCGAUGGCCUCGUUGCUGAAGCCAUCAAGCGCAUCUCUGAGAAAGCGAGCUACCACAUUGCAACUAUGGCGGGCGAUAUCGCGCUGCGCCGGCAGCGCAUCCGUGAGGCCGGCGGCGAGAGCAUUCAUUCGAAGCCGCUUGUCACAAUCACGCACAAGAGUAAUGUGCUAUCUCAGACGGACGGCUUGUUCCGGGAGACGGCGCGGAAGGCGCUGGGGAUCGAUAGGUUCCAGAUGGUGGGGGUGGAGGAGCAGAUUGUGGAUAGUAUGGUGUAUAAGCUGUUCCGGCAGCCGGAAGACUACGAUGUCAUUGUUGCGCCGAAUCUUUACGGGGAUAUCUUGAGUGAUGGCGCGGCUGCGUUAGUAGGGAGCUUGGGCUUGGUGCCGAGCGCGAAUGUAGGGCAUGGGUUCGUUAUUGGCGAGCCGUGUCAUGGUUCGGCGCCAGAUAUUGAGGGCAAGGGGAUUGCAAACCCGAUUGCGACCAUCAGGAGUACGGCGUUGAUGUUGGAGUUCCACAAUGAGGCGGAGGCGGCAGCAUCGAUUUACAAAGCUGUGGAUGCGAAUCUUGAGGAGGGGAACCUGUUAACGCCUGACAUGGGCGGAACAGCGACGACGGAGCAGGUGAUUGAGGAUAUCAUCAAGCGCUUGUAGAUGAAUGUCUGGAGUAGAUACCCGUUUGCUCGUUGGACAUUCACUGUGUAGGAAGUGAGGAGUCUACAGAGCUCGAAAAGUUACACUGCAAUAACUCGUCACAGAUCCGUGCAAACUUGUCUGCCGCUGCUUGAAGCUCUUCGAUGCAUUUUUGAAGUUCCGAACUCUCUUCAUUGGAACCCUCAUUAAGCUUGCCGGGCCACCUCAGGCAGUGCCCGAUGGAAGUACACACUUAGCUGUGUUGCUCGUUGCUUCAGGUUUCUCUAAACAUGUUGGAGCUGGUAAACUAACAGUUGAAACACGUGCCCGACGGAACCCCUAUUGAUUACAUGCGAAACCAGCAUGUAGAAAUAGCAAGG
Messenger RNA from Mytilinidion resinicola, 1470 nucleotides. RefSeq names its product isocitrate dehydrogenase LysB. NCBI's taxonomy places the organism in Eukaryota, Fungi, Ascomycota, Dothideomycetes, Mytilinidiales, Mytilinidiaceae. Gene Ontology annotation, molecular function: isocitrate dehydrogenase (NAD+) activity; magnesium ion binding; NAD binding. The transcript is spliced from 3 exons. Gene Ontology annotation, biological process: isocitrate metabolic process; tricarboxylic acid cycle. Gene Ontology annotation, cellular component: mitochondrion. Bases 41 to 1111 code for a protein of 356 amino acids. The record is from RefSeq and is a predicted model, not a curated record.